UAAAUUUUCAGCAGUUUGCACUUAUCUUUUUUUUUUUAAUUAUAAACAUCUGAAAGAAGUAAUUUGUAAAUUUUUUUGAUAUAAUGGCAACUAGAACUCAAUUCGAAAACUCCAAUGAAAUCGGUGUCUUUUCAAAGCUUACGAACUCUUAUUGCAUGGUUGCAGUUGGAGGUUCAGAAAAUUUUUAUUCUGCAUUUGAAGCAGAAAUAGGAGAUGUCAUUCCAUUGAUUCAUACAACAAUCGCUGGCUCAAGAAUUAUUGGAAGAAUGAGCGCAGGAAACAGAAGAGGUUUGUUGGUGCCAUCCCAAACCACUGACCAGGAGUUAAUGCAUCUAAGGAACUCCUUGCCCGAUCAAAUCAAAAUACAAAGGGUGGAGGAAAGACUAAGUGCUCUUGGUAAUGUUAUUUGUUGCAAUGAUUAUGUUGCUUUAGUUCAUCCAGAUAUCGAAAGGGAGACAGAGGAAAUCAUAGCAGACGUAUUAGGUGUAGAAGUAUUUAGACAGACUAUUGCGGGUGUUGCAUUAGUUGGCGCAUAUUGUUCGUUGUCUAACCAAGGUGGUUUGGUUCACUCUCAGACUCCAGUGCAGGAUCAAGAGGAAUUGAGUUCUUUGUUACAAGUUCCUUUAGUUGCUGGAACUGUUAAUAGAGGUUCAUCUGUUAUCGGCGGUGGUAUGGUUGUUAACGAUUGGUUAGCAGUGACUGGUUUGGACACAACUGCCCCAGAGUUGAGUGUCAUCGAAAGUAUUUUCAGACUACAAGAUGCUCAACCUGACGCUAUCAAUAACUCUUUACGUGAUACUCUUAUUGAAACCUAUUCAUAAAAUGAUUUCAUUUUCAAUUAAUACAAUCAUAUGAAGACACAACAAUUAAAAUUUUAUUAAACAAUAAAAAGAAUGGAUUAUCGAGAAAGUCACUCUGAUUUGUUGAAUUUUGGUCUUUUGUGAUCAAUAAAAAGCUGUAUUUUAUCGUCUGGU
This is a messenger RNA of Ascoidea rubescens DSM 1968, 974 nucleotides long. RefSeq names its product translation initiation factor 6 (gene TIF6). Gene Ontology annotation, cellular component: nucleolus; preribosome, large subunit precursor; cytosol. The transcript has 2 exons. The record is from RefSeq and is a predicted model, not a curated record. Bases 84 to 821 code for a protein of 245 amino acids. Gene Ontology annotation, biological process: maturation of LSU-rRNA; ribosomal subunit export from nucleus; cytosolic ribosome assembly. NCBI's taxonomy places the organism in Eukaryota, Fungi, Ascomycota, Saccharomycetes, Ascoideales, Ascoideaceae. Gene Ontology annotation, molecular function: ribosomal large subunit binding.